AUGUUAAUACGGAAUAUGUGUUUGUCAAAUAUAAUUAUUGGUUUCUUUUCAAUCCCUUUUCAUACAACUCUGUUAAAAACAUGGUCCCUAGCAGACAUUUUAUGCCCGCUUUGUGCAGUAGCCCAAGUCUUUUCUUCUUCUGUAACAAUUUUCAGUUUGACUGCAAUUGCUGUUAUUCAAUAUCGUGCGAUUAUGAAACCUCUUAGUGCCAAUUUAAAAAAACGCACAAUCAGAUUUUUAAUUAUUGAAAUCUGGAUUAUAUCUAUAUUAAUUGCAAGUCCAGUCGGUAUUUCUAGAAGAGUAAUUGUCUUGCACAAUGCACAAAAUCGUAGUGAAACAAAUGAUAGACAUGUGUGUAUGAAUAUUAAUAUAUCUGAUAAUUUGAUGUUAAUAUACUCCCUAUUUAUGACAUUUACACAAUAUAUUAUACCGUUGAUAACGAUGUGUACUAUAUAUAUAAGAAUCGGAUUGAAACUUUGGUAUGCCACACUACCUGGGAAUCCAGAGUGUUCACGUGAUCAAAAUUUACACCAUAAUAAAAUUAAGACAAUUAAGAUGAUAAUUACAAUUGUGAGCGUAUUUGGAAUAAGCUGGUUCCCAUUACAACUAUACAACAUUAUUCUGUAUUUCGACGAUUCAAUUAGGAUGUACAAACACAUUCGUCUCGUAUGGUUUUUCUGCGACUGGAUUGCUAUGACCAACUGCUGUUCCAAUCCAUUUAUUUACGCGAUAUAUAACGAAAGGUAUGCUAAAGAGUUGCGCGAUGUAUACAAUAGAAUACGAAGGAUGUUCUCCGAUCCACCGCCAGUUAAUGAAAUACAAAUGUUGGAACUAUAA
Molecule: messenger RNA, 837 nt
Organism: Eufriesea mexicana
Lineage: Eukaryota; Metazoa; Arthropoda; Insecta; Hymenoptera; Apidae
Product: neuropeptide Y receptor
Exons: 7
Coding region: 1-837 (278 amino acids)
Biological process (GO): G protein-coupled receptor signaling pathway
Cellular component (GO): neuron projection; plasma membrane
Molecular function (GO): neuropeptide receptor activity; neuropeptide binding
Source: RefSeq, a predicted model, not a curated record